Molecule: messenger RNA, 2628 nt
Organism: Hemibagrus wyckioides
Lineage: Eukaryota; Metazoa; Chordata; Actinopteri; Siluriformes; Bagridae
Gene: sycp3
Product: synaptonemal complex protein 3
Exons: 8
Coding region: 1583-2305 (240 amino acids)
Biological process (GO): spermatid development; meiotic cell cycle
Cellular component (GO): synaptonemal complex
Source: RefSeq, a predicted model, not a curated record
UUUUUUUUAUUUUAUUUUUUUUACCGAGAAGGCAGUUAUAUUGCUAUUUAUAUUAUAAUGAGUAUUAUUUUUGUUGGGUUUCCAAACCUGAAUCCUAUGCUCUAGUGUAAAUGCAGCUUCAUGGUCUAUAUCUUACACGAAAUCACCUGGGUUGCCAGAUUUGAUACACGAGACAAAGUUCGUUUUACAUCUAUUACCAGUACGUUAAGUUGAUAUAAAUGUUUAUAUUUACACACACACACACACAUCUCGUCACCCACAGCUUAUGUUAUGAGAGUGAGUUGAAGAGGUAAACAGUAUAACAGAGGACCUGGCAACAGAGUUAACUGGUACAAGCGGGAACGCUCACUUUCCACACAGACCCCGUCUGAGGUAAAAUCUGAGGUAUAAAAAAAAUCUGCCGUGUUGUGUAAAUUAGUCAGCUAUAAUAAUUGUGGUAAUUAUUUUGUAUUAACUGUAUUUAACCAGCUGCCAGCUAAGUAGUUAAUGUAAUACUCACAAAUACAUGCCAUUUAGUUGGCGUUUAGCAUCUAGCUAACGUAAAUGGGAAAACAUUCAGUGACAAGUAAUAGCUGCGUUUUAGCGGAAGAAAAAAAAAAACCUAGCUAAAGUGGCUUUAGGUAGUUAAAAUGUAUUUAAACAUGUAACAGAAGUAAUGUCAUAUUACCUCCGCCCUGAAACAUUAAUGUUGUUUAUAUUGAAAUAUUUGUGAUAUGAUGAGUGAUCCUGGUGCUACUUUGUUGGCUAGUGCUCCAUUUUCUUUAUUCUUCUGCAGUGUACACCGAUCAGGCAUAACAUUAUGAACACUAACAGGUGAAUUGAAUAACAUUGAACAUCUCAUCAUGGCACCUGUUAGGGGGUGGGCAGCAAGUGAACAUUUUUGUCCUCAAAGUUGAAGUGUUAGAAGCAGGAAAAAUGGGCAAGUUUAAGGAUUUGAGCGAGUUUGACAAAGGGCCAAAUUGUGAUGUCUAGACGACUGGAUCAGAGCAUCUCCAAAACUGCAGCUCUUGUGGGGUGUUCCCGCUCUGCAGUGGUCACUAUCUAUCAAAAGUGGUCCAAGGAAGGAACAGUGGUGAAUCGGUGACAGGGUCAUGGGCGGUCAAGGCUCAUUGAUGCACGUGGGGAGUGAAGGCUGGUCCGUGUGAUCCGAUCCAACAGACGAGCUACUGUUGCUCAAAUUACUGAAGAAGUUAAUGCUGGUUCUGAUAGAAAGGGGUCAGAAUACACAGUGCAUGACGGGUCAGGGCUGUAUUAGCAGCAAAAGGGGGACCAACACAAUAUUAGGCAUAAUGUUUUGCCUGGUCUGUGUAUGAUUACCAUUCAGUCACAGGGGCACAAUUCAAAACAUAUGGGAUCUUAAAAUAUAAUAUCGCCUAAAAAAUACUUACCAGAUUCCAGUGAUGUUCGAUAUAAUUCUCAUGAUAUAUUCAACAUAAAAGUAGUGCAGCAGUUGUGAGUUGUGGAUUAGCAGGAUAUUGAGCAGAAUGUAAAUCUCUUGACUUUCAUGUCAAGUUCACCUCACAUAAAGCGACUUAGUUCUUUCUAACAAGUUGAUGGUUAAUCACUUGUUUAUUUUAGCAAAAUGGCAUCCACAGGAAGAAAACAGAACAAGAAGUCCAAACAAUCAGAAGACUCCUCACACCUUCAGGCUUUUGACUUUAAAAUAGAAGUUGAAAAGAAGGGUCUUAGUGGCUCGGAGGAUGAAGCGAGAGAAGAAACGCCCAUCAUUGAUAAGUCGGGUAAGAAAAGAUCUGCAAGUACAUUUGAGGAAAAUGACCUUAUUGUAGGCGUAGGGAAUGAAGUUCAGACAAUGUUUGAAAAGUUUGGAGCUGACAUCAGCAAGGUAAUGCAGGCUAAAAGGAAACGCCUGGAAGCUAUCACCAAAAAUUCACUGAAAGGCAGCAACCAGAAAAUAGAGCAGCUGUGGAAGACCCAGCAUGGCCAGAGGCAGAAGCUGACGCAGGAGUACUCCCAGCAGAUGCUGUCAGUGCUGCGUCAGUGGGAGGCAGAUGUUCAGAAAUCUGAGGAGCAAGAGGAGAGACUGAAUAAUUUAUUUCAGCAGCAGCAGAAGUUCUUCCAGCAAGCACGGGUUGUGCAAAGUCAAAAAAUAAAAACUGUAAAAGAGCUGUAUGAGCAGUUUGUAAAGAACAUGGAGGAGAUGGAGAAAAGUCAAGAAGCUUUCUUCCAGGGAGCACAGAUGGAGUUGAAAAAGGAGAUGGCUCUGCUGCAGAAAAAGAUAAUGAUGGACACACAACAACAGGAAAUGGCCACUGUGAGGAAGUCCCUCCAGUCCAUGCUGUUUUAACGUUUUGUUCAUUUAGAAGACUUCUAUAAUGCUCAUGGUGUCAUUAUAAAUGUUUAGUAUAUGAAAUGGAUACAGUUAUUUGGAUGCAAGUGAAUGAAAGUUUGUGUUCAUAGUUGUUUUUGCCAUUUUGUACAUAUAAAUUUGUAUAGAUUGUUCUCAGAUAAGAAAAAAAAACUUUUGAAAAUAUUCAGCAGUCAAGAUCCCCAGUAAAAGUAGACACAUAUUACAAAUGUAUUUUUUCCUCGAAGAUAGUGACAUUUGAGCUGACAAGCAAAAGGUUUUGAAGCUGGAAAUUUUUUUAAUUGUAAUUUUUUGAGACUGUA